This is a messenger RNA of Populus trichocarpa (black cottonwood), 1027 nucleotides long. Its product is annotated as tetraspanin-8. The record is from RefSeq and is a predicted model, not a curated record. Gene Ontology annotation, cellular component: plasmodesma; plasma membrane. Lineage: Eukaryota; Viridiplantae; Streptophyta; Magnoliopsida; Malpighiales; Salicaceae. The transcript has 2 exons. The coding region runs from base 61 to 837 and encodes 258 amino acids. Gene Ontology annotation, biological process: auxin-activated signaling pathway.
AUUUACCCUUCGUUUUCAAAAGUAGGAAGGAAUUAUCCCACAAAUUAUAACAUCAUAAAAAUGGUUCGUGUAAGCAACACCAUCUUGGCCAUCUUCAACUGCAUUACUUUACUAAUAGGUCUGGUGAUCAUGGGUUUAGGCCUAUAUAUCUUUGCAAGAGGCAGUGCCACAGGUUGUGAUAAAGCUUUGCAAAACCCAAUGAUUAUAGUGGGUGCAGCCAUUUCUGCAAUAUCAUUGUUUGGGUUGAUAGGCUCAUGUUGCAGGGUCAACUUUGCUUUGACGCUUUACUUGAUUCUCUUGUCCUUGUUGCUUUUGUGCCUAAUUGGUUUCACGGUUUUUGCCAUUUUGGUCACAAAUGAGAGCAUUGGCAAGGCCUUCUCGAAAACCAAGAUCAUGGAUUUCCAUAACUGGUUGAGGGACAAUCUUGGUGAUGAAAAGCAUUGGAAUGAUAUUAUUAAGAGCUGUGCGGUUCAAACAAAGAUAUGCCAUGAGAAUAAUCACAAGAAGCUCUCUGAUAUACAGUCUGGAUGUUGCCAGCCACCAGUUUCCUGCGGAUUUGUAUCAAACAAUGCGACGCUCUGGAAUCGUCCUAAAACCAGCCCAGCUGUAAAAUACAGUGGUGACUGCGCAGCCUGGAGCAACCGUCAGGACACCCUUUGCUUCAACUGCGAGUCUUGUAAAGCUGCAUAUGUUGUCACUAGUAGGAAGCAAUGGGGACAAUUGGCCAUAGCCAACGCCUGUUUCAUUGCCUUCACUGUAAUUUUCUAUUCCAUUGGUUGCUGUGCAAGAAGUAACAACCAACAAGACAGCCACCACAGAUACAGAGGUUAUCCUUGAACCGACCAUUCCAUGAGCAAGAUGGGGACUCAGAAAUUACAAGGGCAUGCAUGUCUUCACCAGCUAUUAUUUACUGGAGCUGGCCUUGUAAUGUCAUUUAUGUAUCUCCUAUGACUUCAAUAAUCAAAACCGUGGUUUGUAAUCAUAUAUUUGUUUACUGAAAUAUUAUUAUUCUUCAUUAGUAUAGCUA